Dissoconium aciculare CBS 342.82 is the source of this 849-nucleotide messenger RNA. RefSeq lists its product as uncharacterized. The record is from RefSeq and is a predicted model, not a curated record. Lineage: Eukaryota; Fungi; Ascomycota; Dothideomycetes; Mycosphaerellales; Dissoconiaceae. The coding region runs from base 1 to 849 and encodes 282 amino acids. The transcript is spliced from 2 exons.
AUGCCGAUCUGCGACUACUACACGACUGCUCUUCUUAAGGAGAACACCGCCGCCAACCAGGAGACUCUCUUGACCCUCGUCGUCAACACUGUCGUCAUCGGCAACUACACCAAGCCCAACGUCGGCAUCACCGUCCCGGGUAUCCUCGCUCCUGGCACCGGAGACUACGCCGGCGUCGAGCUGGCUCCCUACUUCACCGGUGCCCUCAACUCCACCAACCGUGGCGGCAGCGCGGGUGUGUCCAUCAACUUCCUCGAUGGUGGAGCAGCUGCCCCUCUCCUCAAGAACGAGCUCCCCACCAUGAGCUCCGCUCAGUACAAGCUGGUCACCCACUUGUACGGCUACUUCGGCUCCCUCCUCGGCUGCUCGCAGUUCGGUAGCACCUACAAGCCAUACGGCGGCUCCACCAACAUGUACGAGGUCCACAAGUUCAUGGCUCUCGACCCCAAGGAGGUCGGUUACUUCAUCUCGCAGGUCGGCAUGGCCGCUGCUUCCUUCGGUGUUGCCGAUGCCGAUGUCAAGAUCGUCGGUGAGGCCCUCAACAAGGCCUUCGGCUACAAGUGCUCCCCUGCUGCCGCCAUCCCGGCCUCUGCUUCCCCCAAGCCCCAGGCUAUCUGCAUUGACGAGAGCUGCCCGCUCGCUGCCAACGCCACCUGCAGCCUGUACGCCGAUGUCAUCCAGCCCACCAACGUGACCAUGCCCACCGGCCCUAGCAACGCGCCUACCACCUCCCCGGCUACCGGCACCGCCUCCCCCACCUCCUCCGUUGUCCCCGCCAAGGGCGCUGCUUCCGUCGCUGGCGUCUCCGUCGCUGCUGGCAUCUUCGGCCUCGCUGCCCUCCUUUUGUAA